CUGUUGAUGUGUAUUCCGGAAGUCUCGAGACUCUCAAAUCGCCUUAUGGUUGUUGAGACAUGAACGGUUUUUCUACGUCGGUGGGAAUUUGUUUGUGGAAACGCAACUCACACACACGCGAAGAAGCAAACGCCGCGGAUUAUUGUCAUCGAUUGUAAUUUUCCAAGAAAAAAAAGACGCAAGACUUUUGUGUCAUUUAAGAAACACUCUUCUUACCCUCCCGGUUCUGUGACGGAGGGUAACCUCAUCCUCUGACAGCAGUAUCUUCUCAUCUGGUCGACCUAAGGAGGAAAAGACGCAACAAUGCCAAAACCGAUUAACGUUCGUGUGACCACCAUGGAUGCAGAGCUGGAGUUUGCCAUUCAGCCAAACACCACUGGAAAACAGCUUUUCGAUCAGGUGGUGAAGACGGUGGGGCUACGGGAGGUCUGGUUUUUCGGCCUCCAGUACGUGGAUAGUAAGGGCUACUUCACUUGGCUCAAACUUAACAAAAAGGUGACCCAGCAAGAUGUGAAGAAAGAGAACCCGCUACAGUUUAAAUUUCGAGGCAAAUUCUUCCCUGAGGAUGUUUCGGAGGAGCUCAUCCAGGAGAUCACCCAAAGGCUCUUCUUCCUUCAGGUGAAAGAGGCCAUCCUCAACGACGACAACUAUUGUCCCCCGGAAACUGCGGUGUUGCUCGGCUCUUAUGCUGUACAGGCCAAAUAUGGAGACUACACCAAAGAUGUCCACAAGCCUGGAUAUCUCACACACGACAGACUACUGCCUCAGAGAGUGCUGGAGCAGCACAAGCUUACCAAAGAGCAGUGGGAGGACAGGAUCCAGACUUGGCACGAGGAACACAAAGGAAUGCUCAGAGAGGACUCAAUGAUGGAGUAUUUGAAAAUAGCCCAGGACCUGGAGAUGUACGGCGUCAACUACUUUGAAAUCCGAAACAAGAAGGGCACGCAGCUCUGGCUGGGCGUCGACGCGCUCGGCCUUAACAUCUACGAGCACGAAGACAAGUUGACGCCAAAGAUUGGCUUCCCCUGGAGCGAGAUUCGAAACAUCUCUUUUAACGACAAGAAGUUUGUGAUCAAACCCAUUGACAAGAAAGCACCCGACUUUGUGUUCUACACGCCGCGACUGCGCAUCAACAAGCGCAUCUUGGCCCUGUGCAUGGGUAACCACGAGCUGUACAUGAGGAGGAGGAAGCCCGACACCAUCGAGGUGCAGCAGAUGAAGGCUCAGGCUCGCGAGGAGAAGCAUCACAAGCAGAUGGAGAGAGCCCAGCUGGAGAACGAGAAGAAGAAGCGAGAGGCCGCGGAGAAGGAGAAGGAAAGGAUCUUGCGUGAGAAAGGCGAACUCAUGGAGAGGCUGCGACAGAUUGAGGAGCAGACCACAAGAGCUCAAAAAGAGCUUGAGCAGCAGACACGGCGAGCAGUGGAGCUGGAGCUCGAACGAAUUAACGCGCGAGAGGAAGCCGAGAGGUUGGACAGGGAGAGACGAGCGGCGGAGGAGGCCAAAGGCGAGCUGGCCAAACAGGCUGCAGACCAGCAGAAGAACCAGGAGCAACUGGUUUGUGUCUUGGCUGCGGAGCUGGCUGAGUUCACAGCCAAGAUCGCACUUCUGGAAGACGCCAAGAAGAAGAAAGAGGAUGAGGCCAGCGAAUGGCAACACAAGGCCCUUUCAGCCCAGGAGGACCUAGAUAAGACCAAAGAGGAGCUGAAGGCAGCCAUAACCACGGUGCCGCCUCCCGUGAGUGGCGGCCACGCAGUAAGCGAGCACGACGAGCAGGACGAGAACCACGCCGAGGCCAGCGCCGAGCUGUCCAACGACGGCGUCUGCCAGCUGGAUCUGCGCAGCGAGGAGGCUCGCGUCACCGAGGCUCAGAAGAACGAACGGGUCAAGCAGCAACUCCAGACUUUAAGCUCCGAGUUGGCCGAAGCCAGAGACGAAACCAAGAAGACCCAGAACGACGUCCUGCACUCUGAAAAUGUCAAGGCGGGCCGGGACAAGUACAAGACGCUGCGUCAGAUCCGGCAGGGCAACACCAAACAGCGCAUCGAUGAGUUUGAGUCCAUGUGAGGAGGAGAAGAAGACCCAAGAUGGCCGCACGCUUUUCUCAUGGACGUAUACGAUGUAGCCCCCAUGCACAUCCCCUCCGGUACCCCCCCCCCCUCAACAAACGUUGAUCUUGUCAGUCUGCCAAAGUUGCUCCUUGUGGGAUGCUUAGCAUGUGUGGGAGAAGAAACGUAACGGGUUCUUUUCGCACCAGUCCCUAAAAUUCUACACGUCUCGUCUUUGAUUCCACGUCUUUGUUCUUCCGCGAGUUCUGUCGGCGCUGCUUUUGUUUCGUUUCAUUGCUAAAGGCCUUGUUUAUAGUCCAGCGCUGCAGAGGAGAAGCAUCGCAAGCUUUAUAUCGCCGUUGGUAUUUAAUUUAAAAAAUGGUUCCGCGGUAUUUUGUUUGUUGCGUUUCAAACCAGGUUUCUAGAGUUUCACAUUUGAUUGGGAAAGAGCCACACUAUGUCCGUUUCGAGUGUCGGACGGAUGAAUGUAGCAAAGGUGUCAAAGGGAAAGUGUUCAGCUUGAAGGUCAGAUCGUUGCAUCUCAGCUCCGAAAGGUGUCCCAAGUGGCGGUCAAUGAAAAUGCAGAACGCGAGGCCUGGGGAACGCAGUCUCGGUUUGAUGACGGCGACCCAUCCCGCAAAUAUAGAGGUGGACAAGCCGUAAUAUGCAACAUUAGCAAAGGACUGGCUGUAGAUCCUGAUGUAUGCUAAAGUGGGUACCUGUUACUUCAGGAAGUUUUAAACUUUCUAUAUGAUUUCUUUCAAGCUGUUUGUUGUCCUUUCUGCUGUCGAAAUGAAGUCCUUUUUUUUUUUAUUAACUGCGGCAUUGUAGUUCUGCAUUGUUGUCAACACAAUACUAGUUUGUUACGCUAUACUUGACAGCUGGUGCAGAUUGAGUUUUUUCGUUUGUUUGCUUCAAGUUGAGGUGUUUUUAAAAGCACUCGACCUGCCCUUUGUGUUCAAAGUGUUUGCCAUAGCAGGAAAAAAAAAUAGCAUCUGCUUCCAGGACCAUUUAUUUUGAGUUGCAUUCACAAAGCCUAAAGCUGCCAGUCGUUUUCAUGGGAGCGGUGGCACUUUUCUAGUUGACUUGAGUAACUUUCAUGUUAUUGGCCUGUUUAACUAAGCCAGCUUGUGGAUGAUGUACUGGCACCAGCGCCGUUCUUUUUGUUAUUCAUUUCACAGCCAGUCUGUUAGCAUUAUUUGAUAUAUGGGAUGCAAAAGUUUGUGUUGGAUAACCAAUAAAAUGUUUUAAAUUUG
Messenger RNA from Syngnathus typhle (broad-nosed pipefish), 3301 nucleotides. RefSeq names its product radixin-like. NCBI's taxonomy places the organism in Eukaryota, Metazoa, Chordata, Actinopteri, Syngnathiformes, Syngnathidae. Gene Ontology annotation, molecular function: actin binding; cell adhesion molecule binding. Gene Ontology annotation, cellular component: filopodium; apical part of cell; plasma membrane. The record is from RefSeq and is a predicted model, not a curated record. Gene Ontology annotation, biological process: regulation of cell shape; positive regulation of protein localization to early endosome; positive regulation of early endosome to late endosome transport. The transcript is spliced from 15 exons. Bases 304 to 2064 code for a protein of 586 amino acids.